UGGAAAGCACCUGACUGGAAAGCACCUGAAAAAGACGGUUUGCAAUCUGCUGAGUUGCUUUUCAGCCGCGUCUUCCUGCCUUCCUCAGUUCCUGCAACUUCCUUGGCCGCCAUCCUGCAACUUGCUGCUUGCUUGAAGGCCAUGAACGCGGCACCCCAAAGAUCAGCAAAGAAAGGAACCACGGAAUAGGAGCUUGCAGAUGAAACCGGGACCGGGAGUUUUCAACGUUUUAUUUUGCGCAAGAAGAGCUUGCUUUCAUUGUCAGCUUUGUCAUGAGUUGUCCUAUCUGUCUCUCCGCGACUUGAAUAGGAUUCAAUCUGGCUCUUCAAGCCCGUAUGUAAACCCAUUGUGCUAAGUGAUGACCUGAUAGUCAAGCAAGCUGACAUCCAUGUUUAGGAUUGCAUUAGGUGCACAGUAGUCAGUUACAUAUCUGCAGCAGCUUCUGAGGAAGCAAGCCCUGUGCACAAGACUUCCCUGGUGGAAGCAAGGGUUGGCACGGAUGGGUUCCUCUGCUCAGCUUCGGCUGAUGUCGGAUCUGAAAACAAUUCAGCAAGAACCCCCGGAGGGAUGCAGCGCGAGUCCGUUGAGCGAUGACAACCUGUUCGUCUGGCAGUGCCAGAUAUUUGGCCCUGACGAGUCCCCUUGGGAGGGUGGCAUCUUCUCUCUGCGAAUGAUCUUCACGGAGCAUUACCCUGCAAAGCCCCCCCGAGUACGAUUUACAACGGACGUCUUCCACCCAAAUGUGUAUAAGGACGGCACGCUCUGCCUCGACAUCAUUCAGGAUGCCUGGAGUCCCGUGCACAAUGUUAACACGAUUCUCACUUCGAUACUGAGUCUGUUAACUGAUCCGAACCCGGCUUCCCCAGCCAACCCGGACGCUGCUCAGCUGUACCAAAAUGAUCGUGCGGCGUACAACAAAAGGGUUCGGAAAUGUGCACAGAGGUCGGUAGAAGGUUAGCGAGCUCCUCGGAUCAUUAUGCACUUGCGAAUAGGCCUUUCCGGACUGGUCUGAUUUGGCCGCGCACUGCGAUUGUUGGACUCACUUAGCGGCCACGCAUAAAAGGGGUACUGUGAGCUGCGCGCUCACUGUUUCAUGAGAGGUUAGGUGUAGAAACGGUACUCUCAGGUGACUUCGUCCGCAGGUGAACCAGCGGGAACAUUGAUGGGGUGUAGGAUAGGCAAUUGCUCUCUGAGAACUUCGAACUGUACAGCUAUGCACAUCAUGUAGAAUAAUUCGAAGUUCCUGUGAUUCAGCUAGGUUAUUCCAUCACACUGUUGCAGCAACUCACUUGUGUGCUCUGAUGAAAGGCGUCUGACCGGCCUGAUUCCGGCUGAUUACGGUGAGCACAUCCCCAUACCCGGCAGGCAAUUCGGUGCCUGCCGGCG
Molecule: messenger RNA, 1386 nt
Organism: Klebsormidium nitens
Lineage: Eukaryota; Viridiplantae; Streptophyta; Klebsormidiophyceae; Klebsormidiales; Klebsormidiaceae
Source: the annotation of a GenBank genome assembly